This is a messenger RNA of Homarus americanus (American lobster), 1208 nucleotides long. RefSeq lists its product as uncharacterized. The transcript is spliced from 3 exons. The coding region runs from base 1 to 1065 and encodes 354 amino acids. Lineage: Eukaryota; Metazoa; Arthropoda; Malacostraca; Decapoda; Nephropidae. The record is from RefSeq and is a predicted model, not a curated record.
AUGUCAGGCCUAACCUACGACAUCAGACGGAGAAAACUUGUUUGGGCAGAGACCGUUGGAGACAAAUUUGAUGAUAAAAGCCAAUGCCACUUUGUCAGCCUAGCCAAUGGGGUAAAGGAACCUCAGGAGCUUUUCAACUUUGAAAAUUGUUUCCCAUAUUCUGUAGCAAUUGGUGACGAGUAUAUAUAUUGGGCAGAUUGGAGCCAGCAGGGUAUUAUGCGGGCAUCACUUAUUGACCCCAAGGAUGUUGUGAAGCUUGUCCAUACCCCUGCUGUUGGUGUCGAAAGCAAUAAGCGUCAUGGUGUUUAUGGUCUUGCACUGUUAAAUGGCCUCACUGAAGAAUCUACCACGGAUCUAUGUACAGAUACAAGCAAGAUAAAUUACGAGAAGCAAAUUGAUAAAUUAAGAUUCCAGGGGCCUGGAACUGAAAAAUUAUCCCCUGAACCUUUAGAUGUGGAAUCACCUGUAGAGAGAACCAAUGAUGAUGGUGGACACAGCACAGAUUCUGUAGAUGUGGAAUCACCUGUAGAGAGAACCAAUGAUGAUGGGCAUAGCUCAGAUUCUGUAGAUGUGGAAUCACCUGUAGAGAGAACCAAUGAUGAUGGUGGAUACAGCACAGAUUCUGUAGAUGUGGAAUCACCUGUAGAGAGAACCAAUGAUGAUGGUGGAUACAGCACAGAUUCUGUAGAUGUGGAAUCACCUGCAGAGAGAACCAAUGAUGAUGGUGGAUACAGCACAGAUUCUACAGUGACUUCCAUGAGCUCUGCAGAGAAUAAUGUAGAAAUAGUAAUAGAUCACCAUGUUAUAAAGAAUGAACCAAAAUUAGGAGAAGUUGAACCAGAAACUGAAGUUCCACUCAGGGCCCCCACCUCUAUACACACAAACAAGCUGAAGGUCAAUGCAGAAAUAUGUAAUAAAGAGAAGUUACUUUGGAUUAUUGCGGUGCUGUCUGUGGUUUGUGUAUCAUUCAUGGCUUCAACCUUUUUCCUUCUGGUGAAAAUGUCCUGUCAGCAGAGUAGAAGGGAAGGUAAGUCAGCACUACCUGUAAUUGUUAAUUCCAAAUAAGGUGAGCAGGGUUUGCUUGUCCUGUAUAGUAGUGUAUUUGGUGGGGCAAUUAUUGUGUCAAAACAAUAUACAGUAUACCCUGUACUGUAUAUGUACAGUAUGUACAGGGGCCCCCCCAAAUUCGCUGGGGUCAGAUUCUCAAA